GGGGGGGGAUGCGGGUAUUGGCUGCUAACCCCGACUAGCUCCGAAAGGGUGAACGUCGAAGCAAAAGGUACUUGGACGUGCUGACCAGCGUCUGGACGCGACUCGAUUCGCCCAUCUAGACGGCAGCUGGCAUUCGACUUUUAUCUUACGAUGCCGAUGCUCGGCCCUCCGAGCCGGAUGAGAAUCAAUCGACCGUCAGAUAGCAACGGCCGCAAGAUUGAAAUGGGCGACUGAGGACCCAGUCAUGCCCUACUAUCGCUGACACCGUCGUCGAGCUCAUACGCCGCCGCAUCGCCUCAACUGCUUCUGACGAGAAACAGGGCGAAGCUUAGCAGUGGUCACAAAGCACCAUCGUCGUCACCCUUUAGCCACAUUCGCGCAGGCCGCGGGUAUCGUCCCCAGUCAGUUUGAGAAUGCCCAAUCCGGGUCUCGCGCCCUUCACGACCGUGUUCCGCGCCGGCGGCGACGCCCCGCGGCACCGCGUGCGGCGCAACCGCCUGGCCGUCUCGUGCACGGCCUGCCAGCGGCGCAAGUCCAAGUGCGACCGGCGGCAUCCCUGUGGCGCCUGCGAAAAGCGCGGCGAUGCCGAGGCAUGCCACUUUGGGGGCACUGCUGCGAUGGCGGCAGCAGGGUCUCAGGCUGUGACGGGCGGUGGACGGGGAGUGGGAGCGGGACGACGACGGGAGGUGGCGGGUGCGGCCAGGGCGGCGCGGAGAGGCCUUACGGGGAGGACCGAGGUGCAGCUGCGACUGAGCCGUCUCGAGGAGAUGGUCAAGGAUCUGGCCGACGUCAAGGCCGCGCGCGGGCAGCAGCAGCAGCAGCAGGCUGGAGGGGAGUCGCUCAGUAAUGGUGACGGCGCGGCGAGGAGCUCCGGGCCACCUGUCCCGAGGCAUCACCGCAUCGUCUUGAUGGACGAGGCCGACGAUGAUGACGACGUCGUUGGGCACGGCGACUACCACGGCGCGACGUCGUGGACAGCGCUCGUCGACAGCAUCCACGACAUAAAGACACUCCUCUGCCAGAACGACAGCGACGACGACGAAGACGACGAUGCCGGGUCAGCAGCAACAGCAACAGCAGACGACGUCACCGUCUCGCGGCGCCUCCCCGCCAUCGGGCCCGAGUGUCACGACGUCCUCUUCCCCGGCGUGCGGCCCGUCAGCGUGGCCGACGUGAUCGGAGCGCUGCCGGCGCGGGCCGACGCCGACCGCCUGCUGGGGCUCUUCUUCAACGCAAAGUUCAUCUCCAAGCCGUUCCUGCACGCGCACCAGUUCCGGCGGCGGUACGAGGCGUUUCGGGCGGAGCCGGCGUCGGCGCCGAUUCUCUGGGUCAGCAUCAUGUUUUCGGUGCUGUCGGCGGGCGUGACGGUGGCCAGGGCGCGGGACUCGAGCCUGUUUGCGCGGCUGAAGCAGCAGCAGCAGCAGCAGCAGCAGCAGCAGCAGCAGCAGGACAAGGAGAAGCAGGCGUCGUCCAUCUCCGACCACGACGAUGUCAACCCCGAGGUGGCAUACCGCUUCAAGGCCGCGCAGUGCCUCGUCGCGGGCAAGUACCUGCGGGCGCGCGCCCUGUCGGUCGAGGCGCUCGUCAUGUACGCGCACUGCUGCAACAUCCAGCAGCACGACUCAGACUCGACGCUCUGGAGCCUGUACGAGGUGGCGGUGCGUCUCGCGCAGAAGCGUGGCUACCAUCGUGACGCGGCGCGCAUCGGGCUGCGCCUGACGCCCUUUGAGGCCGAGAUGCGCCGCCGCACCUGGUUUAUGGUGCAGUCGGCGGACCUGCUCUUCUCCUUCCAGCACGGCGUGCCCUCGUCCGUCGACGACGGCCUCUGCGACGUCGCCCACCCGACCAACCUCGCCGACGAGGACUUUGACGAGCACUCGGACCCCCUGCCGCCGCCGCGCGCCCCCGUCGACCCCCUGCCCAUCCUCGCAUACGUCGUCAAGUCGCGCCUGUGCCGCCUCCUGCGCCGCGUCGUCCGCCUCACCCUCCGUCCGGACCCGGGGCCGCCGCCGUACACUCGCGUCCGGGAGCUGCACGCCGAGCUGGCCGCCUGGCACGACUCGAUCCCCGCCUGCCUGCGCGUCCGGCCCGUCCGCGACACGGCCUUUACCGACCAGAACUACACCAUCAUGCACCGCCUCAUGCUGGAGCUCAUGUACCUCAAGUCGCUGUGCAUGCUGCACCGCCCGUUUCUGACUGUAGUUGGUGGUGGUGGUGGUGGUGGUGGCGACGUGGACGAUCACGAGAAUCAUGGCGGCAACAACGAAGACGACAACGACAACGCCGACGACGGGCCGGCCUACUCGCGGCGCGUGUGUCGCGAGGCGGCCGUCCGCCUGCUCGAGCUGCACCUCGACGUCGACGCCGCCAUGCGGCCCGGCGGCAGGAUGCACGAGGACCGCUACAUGGUCACGAGCCUGACGUACCACCACUUUCUGCUGGCGGCCAUGGUGCUGUGCCUCGACCUCAGCGAGUCGACCGACUACAGCUUCGAAGACAGAACCAGUCGCACGCGCCUCCUCCACGCCAUCCACGCCGUCUGGUCCGCCCGCGCGGCCACCUCUCGCGACGCCGCCCACGCCUCGCGCAUCCUGCGUGCCAUCCUCAGCCGUGUCGAGACGCCGCCGCCGCCACCGCCCGGCGAUGCCUCGACCUCUUGCGCGUCAGUUAGCCCCUCCGGUGCGCUCACCGCCGUCGACGCGUCGUCCUCGUACGCGUCGUCCUCCACCUCUACCAUGGCCAUAUCUGCGGCGGCCUCCUCCACAACCACCACUCACACCAGCCCCGACAUCACGGCGAGCGGUGUCAACGCCGUCGCCCCGGCGAUAAUGUCCGAGGACACGUCACCUGCCGUCCUCGGCGGGGACGAGGUCGCGGCGGCCCAGCAUGCGGCCCUCCCUCCGUCUCCCCACCAACAGCAGCUGCCUCCGCCUGCGCCGCCUCAGUAUGACUACGGCAUCAUGGACGUCGACGUCGACUAUCCCGUCAACUUUGACGAGAUGCCCCAGCUGGACACCUUCUUUUCGAACCCCGGCGGCGUCGACUGGCACUCCAUCGACCAGUUCCUCCGCCUCAACCGCCCUAUGUCGGACACGGACAACGUCGACGACGACACCACCGGCCUCGCGUUCGCAGGCCCCUGAGGAUGAUGUCACUCCCCGUGGAGGAGGAGAGAGAGCCCUUGACAUGCACCGCACCCCUCCUUACUACCUACCCCCCACCCUCCCGUCUUUCCUCCCCCUCUUCAUGCUCCCCAAGUGUCCCAGUGUGUGAGAAGACCAUGGUCCCUCACUCACCCACUUAUUCCCGGCCGCCUGGCCUCUUGUCCGCGCGCGCGCGCGUCGCAGCAACGA
This is a messenger RNA of Purpureocillium takamizusanense, 3353 nucleotides long. RefSeq lists its product as uncharacterized. Lineage: Eukaryota; Fungi; Ascomycota; Sordariomycetes; Hypocreales; Ophiocordycipitaceae. Bases 414 to 3143 code for a protein of 909 amino acids. The transcript is spliced from 3 exons. Gene Ontology annotation, cellular component: nucleus. Gene Ontology annotation, molecular function: DNA-binding transcription factor activity, RNA polymerase II-specific; DNA binding; zinc ion binding. The record is from RefSeq and is a predicted model, not a curated record. Gene Ontology annotation, biological process: regulation of DNA-templated transcription; DNA-templated transcription.